This is a messenger RNA of Aphis gossypii (cotton aphid), 2644 nucleotides long. RefSeq names its product glutamine-dependent NAD(+) synthetase (gene Nadsyn). The transcript has 3 exons. The record is from RefSeq and is a predicted model, not a curated record. Gene Ontology annotation, molecular function: NAD+ synthase (glutamine-hydrolyzing) activity; ATP binding; glutaminase activity. The coding region runs from base 295 to 2451 and encodes 718 amino acids. NCBI's taxonomy places the organism in Eukaryota, Metazoa, Arthropoda, Insecta, Hemiptera, Aphididae. Gene Ontology annotation, cellular component: cytoplasm. Gene Ontology annotation, biological process: NAD+ biosynthetic process.
AAUGUUCAUUCAUCAUUGGUGUAUCACACUAUCAUUUUACUCAGUGACCUGUAGAGUGAUGAUAAUACUGUGUAACUAAGGAAACAAAAUUUCAGCAAGCUCCAUGCAUUUUAUAACGUUUUACUGUGGAAACUGAUUGAUCGAUGGACGAUGACCAUCAUUCAGUAUUUAUUGAUCAAACACUAUAGCGGGCACUGAACAGUGUGCAAUUUGAGUAAUAAUUAUUAAUCAAUAUUAAUAUUUUCAAAUUGUUUUAAGUAGAAUUUCAAUACCUACAUUACCUACUGUAUAAAAAUGGGUCGCUUAGCUACUUUAGCUGUAAGCUGCUUGAAUCAGUGGUCAUUAGAUUUUGAUGGUAAUAAACGUCGUAUAUUGGAAAGCAUUGAAAUUGCUAAACAACUCAAUGCAACAUAUCGCAGUGGGCCUGAACUUGAAAUAUGUGGCUAUAGUUGUGAAGAUCACUUUCUCGAAAGUGAUACACUUUUACACUCAUGGCAAGUUCUGAUUGAAAUAAUGGUUCAUCAAUCUUCAUCAGAUAUUUUGAUUGAUGUUGGCAUGCCCGUGAUGCAUAAAAACUCCACCUACAAUUGCCGAGUUGUAUUUCUUAACAAGCGUAUCUUAUUGAUUAGACCUAAAUUACAGAUGUGUGAUUCUGGUAAUUAUAGAGAAUCUCGAUGGUUUGCUCCUUGGAGGAAAUUACGCACAGUUGAAGAUUUUUAUCUACCAGGAAUUGUGCAAAAACAUACAGGCCAAACUAUUGUACCUUUUGGAGAUGCUGUUAUUGCCACCUCUGAUACAUGCAUUGGAUAUGAAAUAUGUGAAGAACUGUGGACCCCAAACAGUACACAUAUCCCAUUGUGUAUGGACGGUGCUGAAAUAAUUGUUAAUAGUUCUGGCUCGUAUAUGGAAUUGCGUAAAUCUUUACUUGUUUUAGAUCUGAUUAAAUCUGCUACUUUUAAAAAUGGUGGAUGUUAUUUGUAUAGUAAUCUCAGAGGAUGUGAUGGACAACGUGUUUACUUCAAUGGUUGUUCAAGUAUUGCGAUGAAUGGUUCUUUAAUUAAAGUUGGUACUCAAUUUAAUCUAAAAGAAGUAGAAGUCACAUGUGCUACUAUUGAUUUAGAAGAUAUUCGUAGUUACAGAAAUGCUAUAAGGUCUAGAUCUAACUAUAGUUCAGAGUCAUACCAUAGGAUUUAUAUACAAGACUUUAGUUUAUCAAGACAAACACGUAAGAUACCAGAUCCUAUUUUGAUAGACUUUAAAUGUUUAUCUCCUGAAGAAGAGAUUGCCUUAGGACCAGCAUGUUGGCUUUGGGAUUAUUUGAGACGUUCUAAGCAAGGUGGAUACUUUUUGCCAUUGAGUGGUGGUAUUGAUUCAUCAAGUACAGCAUGCAUAGUAUUUUCUAUGUGUAACUUAAUAUAUCAGGCAUGUAAAGAUGGUGACACACAAGUUUUGAACGAAGUACGUACAAUAGUUGGACAACAAAAUUAUUUCCCUUCAAAUGCUAAUGAAUUAUGCAAUCAAUUGUUUACAACUUGUUAUAUGGCCACCGAAAAUUCGUCUUCUCAAACAAGAAAACGAGCAGAAGAAUUAUCUUCUCAGAUAUCUAGUUAUCAUUUGAGUGUUGUGAUUGAUAAAGUUGUGUCAUCUGUGAUUUCUGUUUUUGUUAGUCUAACUGGUAAAACACCACAGUUUGCUGUAUAUGGUGGAUCUCCACGUGAAUCUCUUGCUCUACAAAAUGUUCAGGCUCGGUUAAGAAUGGUUCUGACAUAUUUAUUUGCUCAAUUAAUGCUUUGGGUCCGUGGUAGACAAGGAGGAUUAUUGGUCUUAGGUUCAGGCAAUGUUGAUGAAGCUCUAAGAGGAUAUAUGACAAAAUAUGACUGUUCAAGUGCUGAUAUCAAUCCAAUUGGUGGCAUUUCAAAAUGUGAUCUCAGAUUGUUUCUUAAAUAUUUUAGAUCUAAGUAUUCAUUAUCAUCACUUGAUGAUAUAAUGAAUGCCACUCCUACAGCAGAACUAGAGCCUUUAAUAGCUGGACGCAUUUGUCAGUCAGAUGAAGUGGAUAUGGGCAUGACUUAUGAUGAGCUAUGUGUUUAUGGAAAUUUGAGAAAGCAAAAUUAUUGUGGGCCAUACAGUAUGUUUUGUAAGUUGUUGUUAUUGUGGGGCGAUAAGUAUACUGCUGAACAAAUUGCAGAAAAAGUUAAGCAUUUUUUUAGAUGUUAUGCUAUAAAUAGACACAAAAUGACAGUCUUAACUCCUAGUUAUCAUGCUGAAGCAUAUAGUCCAGAUGACAAUCGCUUUGACCAUCGUCCAUUUCUAUACAAUGUCAUGUGGCCAUGGCAGUUUCGGUGCAUUGAUCAAAGAGUUGAAGAAUUUAAUGACAAAAAAAAUGAAAUUCCUAGGUACCAUUUAUCCUUAGAAUCAAACAGAAGUGAAAAAUAUGCAGUAAAUGUUUAAUAAAAUUAUUGUUUGGUUAUUAUUUUUCUAGUUUUAUUUUAAACAAUAUCAGAAGACUAAUUAUUAUAUUAUAUACUAUUUUUUUAGAUAAAUCAAAAGUAGUUUAUAUUCAUGUUAUUUUAAUCACUUGCUAAUUAUUGUUAAAUUACUGUAAAACUCAUAAUUAAUUAAUAACAUUCAUUUUAUUACUUUA